Messenger RNA from Fulvia fulva, 369 nucleotides. RefSeq lists its product as uncharacterized. The transcript has 2 exons. The record is from RefSeq and is a predicted model, not a curated record. NCBI's taxonomy places the organism in Eukaryota, Fungi, Ascomycota, Dothideomycetes, Mycosphaerellales, Mycosphaerellaceae. Bases 1 to 369 code for a protein of 122 amino acids.
AUGUCGCUACUACGAGCCACCCGAUUGAUCAGCACCUCCCGCGCUCGUCUCCAGGUCAUCCCCAACAUUGCCGCUCGACCGCAACACAGACAACUCUCCUCCACAGCCGUCAGAAGCGCCGGCGACCACGCACACGAAGACCACUACGACCCUCCCGGUGGCUGGCUCUGGGGUAUCAAGCCAGGAGAGAAGCCUGAAGCUGAAGGCUGGGAGAAUAUCUGGUUCUACGGCUUCUUUGGAAGCUUGCUUUUUGGUGUAGUCGGAUACUGCUAUAAGCCUGACACAAGCAUACAAACAUGGGCUCUCGAGGAGGCGCGAAGACGGCUGGAAGCAGAAGGUAUUCUGGAGGAUCCGGAUAAGAGGAAGUAA